AUGAAGUUCCGAAUAGAGGACCUCGACGUGUACUUCCCGUACGAGUACAUCUACCCGGAGCAGUACGAGUACAUGGUGGAGUUGAAACGUACGCUGGACGCCAAGGGCCACUGCCUGCUGGAAAUGCCCACAGGCACGGGCAAGACGAUCACGCUGCUGUCGCUCAUCACGUCGUACCAGAUGGCGCGCAAGGGCACGGGCAAGCUUGUGUACUGCACGCGCACCGUGCACGAGAUGGAGAAGGCGCUCGCCGAGCUGCGCCUGCUGCACGCCUACCAGCAGUCCGCACUCGCGGGGGACGCCGCCGCCGGCGCGGGGGGAAACGGCGCAGAAAGGAAAGGCGCAAGCGGAGUUCCGCGGAUUUUAGCGCUUGGCCUGAGCUCGCGCAAGAAUCUGUGCAUCCACCCGGUGGUGGCGGGGGAGGGGUCGCGCGAGAGCGUGGACGCGGGGUGCCGCAAGCGCACGGCGUCGUGGGUGCGCGCCGCCGCGCUGGAGAACCCCGACAUCGAGGUGUGCACCUACUUUGACCAGUUUGACCGCACAGGACAAGAGGCCGCCCUGCCGCCCGGAGUGUACACGCUGCAGGACCUGCGGGCGUUCGGGCGGGAGAAGGGGUGGUGCCCGUAUUUCCUGGCGCGGCACAUGAUCAACUUCGCGAACGUGGUGGUGUACAACUACCAGUACCUGCUGGACCCCAAGGUGUCGGGGAUAAUCUCGAGGGAGCUGGAGAGGGAGAGCAUUGUGGUGUUCGACGAGGCACACAACAUCGACAACGUGUGCAUCGAGGCUUUAAGUGUGAACGUGCGGCAGCAGACCAUCGAUGGGGCGCAUCGGAACCUCGCCCGGCUCAACACAACCAUUGAGCGGUUCAAGGCAACGGAUGCGGAGAGGCUGAAGGAGGAGUACCGCCGGCUGGUGGAUGGACUGGCGCAGAGAGGCAACCUGCCAGCAUCGGACACGUGGCUGGCGAAUCCACUGCUACCAGCGGACAUCCUACAGGAGGCGGUGCCGGGCAACAUCCGCCGAGCAGAGCACUUCCUGGCCUUCCUGCGCCGCUUCCUCACCUACCUGCAGACGCGCCUCAACACCACGCGCGUCGAGUCCGAAGGGCCACUCGCCUUCCUGCAUGCGCUGCAGGCGAGUGAGUCAACGCCACGCCACACACCUGCCCUCAUUGCAUGUGUCGCCUGCACUUCGACAGGCAUAGAGAGCAAGAGUCUGCAGCUGUGUUACGACCGCUUGCAGUCGCUGCUGUUGACGCUGCAGGUGGCGGAGGUGGACGAGAUGGGCCACCUGCAGUGCGUGUGUGACCUCGCCACGCUCGUUGGCACGUACACCAGGGGCUUCGCCAUCAUCAUCGAGCCCUACGAUGAGCGUCAGCCGCAACUAGCUGACCCCGUGCUGCAGCUUCAUUCCUAUGCCCCUCAUAUACUCCCACCCGCUCCUGCUCUCACUCCCCCUCGUUUUCCUUCUCGUACUGACAUGGGCCCUUGUGUGUUCGCCGUGUGUCGUACUCCCCUUUCAUUCACUCAUGAUUUCACCACCCUUCACUCCCUCCUCUCCGCCCCCCACCCCCCUCCGCCCCCACCCCUCUCCAUCCGUCCGUGCCCACCCCUUCCGGCCCCCAUCCCUGUCCGUGCCCACUCCUCUCCCCCCUCCCUGCAGCUCAGCUGUUUGGACGCGUCACUGGCCAUCCGGCCCACGUUUGAGCGGUUUCAGAGUGUGAUAAUAACUAGCGGCACGCUGAGCCCCAUCGACCUGUACCCGCGCCUGCUCAACUUCCACCCCGUCUGCAUCCGCUCCCUCUCCAUGUCGCUCUCGCGUGACUGCCUCUGCCCGCUCGUUGUCACCCGCGGCAGCGACCAGCUGCCCUUGAGCACACGCUUUGACAUGCGCAGUGACCCCGGUGUGGUGCGCAACUACGGGCGCCUGCUCGUGGACAUGGCCGCGUGCGUGCCGGACGGCAUCGUUUGUUUCUUUGUGAGCUACGCGUACAUGGAUGGCAUCGUCAACAGCUGGAAUGACAUGGGCAUCCUCAAGGAGGUGAUGGAGCACAAGCUGGUGUUCAUCGAGACGCAGGACGUCGUGGAGACCACCCUCGCCCUCGACAACUACCGCCGCGCCUGUGACUGCGGCCGCGGAGGCGUCUUCUUCUCCAUCGCGCGGGGCAAGGUGGCGGAGGGGAUUGACUUUGACCGCCAUUACGGCCGUCUCGUUAUCAUGUUUGGCGUGCCCUUCCAGUACACCCUCAGCAGAAUACUGAGGGCGCGGCUGGAGUAUCUGAGGGAGACGUUUCAGAUCCAGGAGAACGACUUCCUCUCCUUCGAUGCCAUCAGGCAAGCAGCGCAGUGUGUGGGGCGGGUCAUCCGGUCCAAGUCCGACUAUGGCAUCAUGAUAUUUGCUGACAAGCGGUACAACCGGCAUGACAAGCGCAGCAAGCUGCCGGGGUGGAUAGUCUCACAGCUGCCCGACGGGCACCUCAACCUCUCCACCGACAUGGCCGUGCACAUCGCCAGGGAGUUUCUGCGGCGCAUGGCACAGCCGUUUGACCGGGCGGCAUCAAUGGGCGGCGCAACUGCCACUCUCCUCAGUGAAGCUGACGUGGCAGCCAUGGCCAUGGCCAUGGGCACGGCAGGAUAG
Molecule: messenger RNA, 2640 nt
Organism: Closterium sp. Yama58-4
Lineage: Eukaryota; Viridiplantae; Streptophyta; Zygnematophyceae; Desmidiales; Closteriaceae
Source: the annotation of a GenBank genome assembly